UCUCCGAGCAAGAAGAAGAAAGAAAAAAAAAAACUUCACCUUCACACCCUCACUUCCCUCAAACUCCAUUUCCACCAACCUCGCCGCCAUGUUACCAGCGGCGACAUCAUGCCGGACCUCCAUGUGCAUCUCCCCCAAUCCGGAGCAACAAAACCUCCUGCUACGAAGCGCCAAACCCAAAACCACCCUCCAAAAACACCCCCUCUACGAGACCACCCACUCCAACAUCUCCUUCCAAUUCAAGGAGAAAAUCCUCUGCCUCGAGAUCAUGGGCGUCGACUCCGGCCGCGCCCUCGCCGUCAACCCCGCCCUCCACACCGCCUCCCUCCACGCCAUCCACGACAUCGUCACCUUCCUCCAGUCCAAGGGCAUCCACCUCAAGGACCUCGGCAGAAUCUUCGGCAUGUGCCCCACCGUCCUCACCUCCGACAUCAAAUCCGGUCUCGCUCCCGUCUUCCAUUUCCUCUCCCACGACCUCCGCGUCUCCGAUCUCAAUUUCAGGAGAGUCAUCAAUAAAUGCCCCAGGCUCCUCAUCUCCAGCGUCAGGGAUCAAUUGAAGCCGGCUCUGCUUUACCUCCAGCGGUUAGGGUUCACGGAUCUGCACGCGCUGGCUUAUCAGGACCCGAUCCUGCUGGUGUCGAGCGUGGAGAACACGCUGAUCCCCAAGCUGAAUUACUUCGUGAGCUUGGGAUUCUCGAAGAGCGACGCGGUGAAGAUGGUUCUGAGAUGUCCGGCGCUGUUUACCUUCAGCAUUGAGAACAAUUUCAAGCCGAAAUUGGAGUAUUUUACCGGGGAGAUGAAGGGGGAAUUGGGGGAAUUGAAGGAGUUUCCGCAGUAUUUUGCGUUUAGUUUGGAGAAUAGGAUCAAGCCGCGACAUAUGGAGGUUGUACGUAGUGGAGUGAAGGUUGGACUGCCGCUGAUGCUCAAAGCCACUGAUGAAGAAUUCAGGGAACUGUUGAUGAGGAAAUGAGGUGAUAAUAUAUAAAGUAGUAUUGUCUUCUUCUUUCAUCUAUGUAAGUACUUACUAUAUAUUAUUGCCACUGUAAAUCCUUCAUCUGUGUAAAUCCAUUUUUGGCCUAUUUAUCUCUGUGCUUCUAUUAUUCAACGAGCUUCAAUGGCAUUUUCGUGUCUUGAAAGGGGAAAUUAGUUUGUUUUGUUUUUGAAAUUUGUUCUUGCUAGAAGAAAGAUCAAGAAUCCUAUAAAGUUACCUUGUAGUAUUAUGAAGAGAGGGAAGGAUAUGGAUGGGAUAUUGGGAUGUGCAUAAAAUCCGUAUUAGCUAGGCGAAAGAAACGAUUCAAAGGGGGGAUUUUGGGCUGAUGCGUUACAUAUAGAUAUAAAAACGGAUAAGGGGCUGCAUGGAAGAAUGCUGGGAUCAAGAUUCUGGAUGAAGAUCAAACGCAAGAUGAAUGGCCAGGUUCUGUGCCAUUUUAAGCUUUUGAUCAUCGUUUUAUGGUCUCUUGAUUUGAUGAACUGACAUGUGUGAUGUUUGUGUUGUUUUCUUAAUUUGUGCUGGCUUUUAGUUCACAUUUGACAGUUUUUAUCUGUUCAUACUUUGAUUCUUACUCAAUUUAUCAUGUAAAGAUUGUUGGGAAGACUGUUAUGUGCAUUCAUAUAUGAUUGGCCAGGCUAGUAGAAGAGGAAGGAAUAUUAUCAAUAAUAAGGUGAGCAUGGCAUUUCCUCUUCAUCUUCUUUAGAUCCAUUUAGCUUCCUGGUAUUAAUAGUAUUGCUUUCUUGAUUUAUAGCUGUAUAAUUUGCUGCUUGAUAUGAUUAAGCUUCAUACAAUUAUUAGUUUAAUCUUUCCUAUAUAAUACACUAUACCGCCAGUGUUGUAAUAAUUGUCAUUUUGUGACGUAUCAUUUCGUUAAUCGAGCAGUCUUCAUGAUCA
Molecule: messenger RNA, 1885 nt
Organism: Salvia splendens (bonfire salvia)
Lineage: Eukaryota; Viridiplantae; Streptophyta; Magnoliopsida; Lamiales; Lamiaceae
Product: transcription termination factor MTEF1, chloroplastic
Exons: 1
Coding region: 89-970 (293 amino acids)
Biological process (GO): regulation of DNA-templated transcription
Molecular function (GO): double-stranded DNA binding
Source: RefSeq, a predicted model, not a curated record